UAGUGUACAUGUAGCUGCUAAUAGACCUUGUUCGUAAAUUUCUCAUACAUCAGUUGAAUUACUUCGGCGUUUUGUUUGGAAAAUUUGCAGAAGGCGUACGGCUGCUGACAAGUAAAUUUUGUCCGUAGCUCCUUUUUCAUUGUAAAACUUAUAGGCAAUAUUCAUUGCUAUAAUGGCCGCAGACAACCCACUGGCCAAUGCCAAUGGCCAAAUCAUCAAAAUGGAAGUAGAUUACAGCACAACUUGCGAUGAAAAAAUACCUCAAUGUAAGAAAAUGGCUACUGAAGGGAAGAUGCAUGAUGCUCUGGACGCUCUUCUUGUGUUGGAGAAACAAACACGCACUGCUGCUGACAUGGCAUCCACUGGACGUAUUUUAGUUGCCAUUGUUCAAAUUUGUAAGGACGCUGCUAAUUGGGCUGCUCUUAACGAGCACAUUCAAAUUUUAGCCAAGAGACGUUCCCAGCUUAAGCAGGCUGUUGUGAAGAUGGUUCAAGAGUGUUGCUCCUACGUAGACACUAUGCCCACCAAGGAGUUGAAAGUACAGCUCAUUGACACACUUCGAACUGUCACGGAGGGAAAGAUCUACGUUGAGGUUGAGCGUGCCCGCCUUACCCAUAUUCUGGCUAAAAUGAAGGAAGAAGAAGGUAAUGUAACUGAAGCAGCCAACAUUAUUCAGGAAUUGCAAGUUGAAACUUAUGGUUCUAUGGAGAAGAGAGAAAAGGUUGAACUAAUCUUAGAACAGAUGCGUCUAUGCUUGGCCAAGAAGGAUUAUAUAAGAACACAAAUUAUUUCCAAGAAGAUCAAUGUGAAGUUUUUUGAGGCAGAAGAUACUCAUGAUUUAAAACUCAAGUAUUACCGCUUGAUGAUUGAGCUUGAUCAACACGAAGGCUCAUUUUUGGCUACAUGCAAACAUUAUCGAGCUGUCCUAGACACCCCAUCUGUUCGAGAUGAUGCAGCCCAGCGAACUAUGAUUCUGCAGAAUGUAGUGCUGUACCUUGUUCUUGCUCCAUAUGACAAUGAACAAGCUGACCUUACUCACCGGGUACUUCAAGACAAACUCAUGGAGGAAGUAGCACCUUACAGAGAUCUGCUGAGGCUAUUCAUCAACCCAGAGCUCAUUAAGUGGUCAGCUCUUGCUGAAAUCUAUGAAAAAGAAUUGAAGUUUGGAUCUGCCAAGUUCCCCGCAACUGAUGUGUUUAACCCUAAAACUGAAGAGGGACAGAAGCGCUGGAAAGACCUUCGUAACAGAGUUGUUGAACAUAAUAUUCGUGUUAUGGCAAAAUACUACACAAGAAUAACCUUAAAAAGAAUGUCAGAACUUCUGGACCUUCCUAUUGAGGAAACUGAGGAUUUCCUUUCAAAUAUGGUUGUGAGCAAAACAAUAGAGGCAAAGACAGACCGUCCUGCUGGUGUUGUAAGCUUUACUAGAAGCCAGGAUCCCAAUGAUGUGCUGAAUGCCUGGGCUACACACCUCAGUUCUCUCAUGCAGCUUGUAAAUAAAACAACACAUUUGAUCAAUAAGGAAGAGAUGGUUCACAAGCACCUCCAUCUAAUGUCAGUUGGAGACAAAAAUUAAAUACAAAAUUGAUUACAUUAAUUAGAACGCAGCUGUGGUCUCUUCACCUAGUGCGGUCUUCCCUGAACUAUUUUUUUUCUUUACGGUGGAAACUGUGAGAAAAAUUCAAAGAACUGUAUUUUUACUAAACCUUUUCUCCCUAGCAAUAUACUUAUCAUAUGAAGUUUUACUGUAUUAAGUACUAAGUCCAAAACACUAAACAUUUUUUCAUUAAAGAAAUGGAGUCUAUCUAUCUA
This is a messenger RNA of Frankliniella occidentalis (western flower thrips), 1812 nucleotides long. RefSeq names its product 26S proteasome non-ATPase regulatory subunit 12 (gene Rpn5). Gene Ontology annotation, cellular component: proteasome regulatory particle, lid subcomplex; cytoplasm; nuclear proteasome complex. The transcript is spliced from 9 exons. Bases 173 to 1576 code for a protein of 467 amino acids. Lineage: Eukaryota; Metazoa; Arthropoda; Insecta; Thysanoptera; Thripidae. The record is from RefSeq and is a predicted model, not a curated record.